UGCAGAUGUUGGACCAUGUCAAAAAUCUUGUUAAGAGAGUGGAUUGUUUCACACAGAACGGAAAUGUGGCUUCUGAUUCUGGUGGCGUAUUUGCUCCAAAGAAAUGUGAAUUCAGGACGAAUGCCAACUAAAGCUGUGGAUCCAGAAGCAUUCAUGAAUAUUAGUGAAAUCAUCCAACAUCAAGGCUAUCCCUGUGAGGAGUAUGAAGUCACAACAGAUGACGGGUAUAUCCUUUCUGUUAACAGAAUUCCUCAAGGCCUAAUGCAACUUAAGAAGACAGGUUCCAGGCCUGUAGUGUUACUGCAGCAUGGCCUGCUUGGAGACGCUAGCAACUGGAUUUCCAACCUGCCCAACAACAGCUUGGGCUUCAUUCUGGCAGAUGCUGGUUUUGACGUGUGGAUGGGGAACAGCAGAGGAAACACCUGGUCUCGAAAACACAAGACCCUCUCCAUAGACCAAGAUGAGUUCUGGGCUUUCAGUUAUGAUGAGAUGGCUAGGUUUGACCUUCCUGCAGUCAUAAAAUUUAUUUUGCAGAAAACAGGCCAGGAAAAGAUUUACUAUGUCAGCUAUUCACAGGGCACCACCACGGGCUUUAUUGCAUUUUCCACUAUGCCAGAGCUGGCUCGGAAAAUCAAAAUGUAUUUUGCUUUAGCGCCCAUAGCCACUGUUAAACAUGCGAAAAGCCCUGGGGCCAAAUUUUUGUUGCUGCCGCAUAUGAUGAUCAAGGGAUUGUUUGGCAAACAAGAAUUUCUGUACCAGACCAGAUUUCUCAGACAGUUUAUUAUUUACCUUUGUGGCCAGGUGAUUAUUGAUCAGAUUUGUAGCAAUAUCAUAUUACUUCUGGGAGGAUUUAACACAAACAAUAUGAACAUGAGCCGAGCAAAUGUAUAUGUUGCUCAUAAUCCUGCUGGAACAUCUGUGCAAAAUAUUCUACACUGGAGCCAGGCUGUGAAUUCUGGGGAACUCCAGGCAUUUGACUGGGGGAGUGAGACCAAAAAUCUGGAGAAAGGCAAUCAGCCAACUCCUGUAAGGUACAAAGUUAGAGACAUGACGGUUCCUACAGCCAUGUGGACUGGAGGUCAGGACUGGCUUUCAAAUCCAGAAGAUGCGAAAGCACUGCUCUUGGAGAUGACCAAUCUCAUUUACCACAAGAACAUUCCGGAAUGGGCUCACUCGGAUUUCAUCUGGGGUUUGGAUGCUGCUCAUCGCAUGUACAAUGAAAUCAUACAUCUGAUGAAGGAGGAGGAGACCAACCUUUCCCAGGGAAUGUGCAGGGUCAGAUUAUGAGGUAUCGGACAGUGACAAGCCUUAGGAGAAACCUCAUGGAAAAUGGGGCUGGGGUCCAGGAAUGGAGGAUUUUAAGGAUUUUUGAAAUUGGAAACCUACCACAUCAGUAGAAGGGAGGUAGAGAAGGGAGGGCAGAGAUAGAGUAGAUGUUCCUUCAGAGUUCCUGCAUUUGGCAC
Molecule: messenger RNA, 1463 nt
Organism: Diceros bicornis minor
Lineage: Eukaryota; Metazoa; Chordata; Mammalia; Perissodactyla; Rhinocerotidae
Gene: LIPM
Product: lipase family member M
Exons: 9
Coding region: 16-1287 (423 amino acids)
Molecular function (GO): hydrolase activity, acting on ester bonds
Source: RefSeq, a predicted model, not a curated record